This is a messenger RNA of Biomphalaria glabrata, 1979 nucleotides long. RefSeq names its product long-chain specific acyl-CoA dehydrogenase, mitochondrial-like. The record is from RefSeq and is a predicted model, not a curated record. Gene Ontology annotation, molecular function: flavin adenine dinucleotide binding; acyl-CoA dehydrogenase activity. The transcript is spliced from 9 exons. NCBI's taxonomy places the organism in Eukaryota, Metazoa, Mollusca, Gastropoda, Planorbidae. Bases 177 to 1475 code for a protein of 432 amino acids.
UUAAUCUGCAACUAAGACUAGAACUAGAAUACUUGAUAAGUAGAUUCUUGUUGUAGAGCUAGAUCUAGAUUUACUAGAUCUACAUUUAGUGACCUAUUCUAUAGUCACUAUAGAGUCUAGAUCUACCAAUAUUUAGUAGACUCUUAGAUCUAGAUCUUGAUCUAUAAUCAUUUAUAAUGGCAACGAUUUCACGUCGGUUAAUUUUUUCACCUGUUCCAAAAAAACUUUUUCGCAAUUGUCAAUUUCUGUCAACUACGAAGAAGUAUGACUCAAAAAGUUCAACUUCAAGUCGUCUUGAUCCAUGCCAAUCUGCAUCCAUGUUGGACAUCGGCACAAGGAGAAUAUUCAAUGAGGAGCAUGACAUUUUUAGGCAAACUGUAAGACGAUUUAUGGUUGAUGAAGUAGUACCAAAUCAUCCCAAGUGGGAAGAAGAUGGACAAGUGAGCAAAGAGGUCUGGCAAAAAGCUGGCACCAUGGGAUUUUUAGGCAUAGAUACACCAGAGGAACAUGGUGGCAUUGGUGGUGAUUUUAUCACCUCUUCAAUAGUUAUGGAAGAACAGUCCUACUGUAACUGUUCUGGACUUGGCUGGGCCUUACAUUCACACAUUGUCAUGCCCUAUAUCUCUCACUAUGGGAACAAGGAGCAAAUUGAAAAAUUCCUGCCUAAAAUGACUGCUGGUCAGUGUAUUGGUGCUAUAGCUAUGACAGAACCUGGAGCUGGAAGUGACCUUCAGGGAGUCAGGACCAGUGCCAAGAAAGAUGGCACUGAUUACAUACUGAAUGGCAGCAAAGUGUACAUUACUAAUGGCUACAUGUCUGACUUGGUCAUUGUAGUAGCCAUCACCAACCCUAGUGCCAAGUCCACUGCCCAUGGCAUUAGUCUUUUCCUGGUGGAAGAAGGAAUGAAAGGUUUUGUCAAAGGGAAGAAACUCAAGAAGAUGGGACUCAAAGCACAGGACACAGCAGAGUUGUUCUUUGAAGAUGUCAGGUUGCCCAAGUCAAGCUUGCUUGGAGAAGAAAAUAAAGGUUUUUAUUACCUAAUGAAGGAGCUGCCACAAGAAAGACUACUUAUUGCUGUGAUGGGCAUUGCCAGCUGUGAAUACAUGUUUGAAGAGACUCGCAAAUAUCUCAGUGAGAGAAAGGCUUUUGGAAAAACUUUGUCCAAAUUGCAGGUGAUCCAACACAAAAUGGCUGAAUUAAAAACUGAAAUAGCCUGCAAUCGAGCAUUUGUUGAUCGUUGUAUUGAGUUACACAAUGAAGGAAAACUAGAUUCCAGUACAGCUUCCAUGGUGAAGUAUUGGGUAAGUGAGCUUCAGAACAGAGUGGCCUACCAAUGUGUCCAGCUUCAUGGAGGCAUGGGCUAUAUGAUGGAGUGUGGUAUAGCCAGAGCCUACCUUGAUGCCAGGGUUCAACCUAUUUACGGAGGCAGCAGUGAAAUUAUGAAAGAGCUUAUUGCUCGACAAAUUUUCAGCUAGUUUUUAUAGUUGUUUAUGUUGUCUUGACAAAGUGCCAUAUACUUAUCAUUGAAUAAUGCAUCUCCAUGUCUUGGUUUCUAUUUCCCUUUGGAAAUGACCAAAAAACAAAAAAGUUUAUACAACCUUCUGUUUCAUUAUUAGAAGCCAUGUACAUGAAAUAUCUAUUAGAUUGUAGCUGUAUUUGUAUACAAGUAUAUGUUUUAUUAGAAGUACUUAAAAGAUAGUCAAAGAAUUUUUUAUUAUGUUGAAGAACAAAGUACUUACAGUGUGGGCAAAUAAAUUUACUCUUCAAUUCAAUUUUACUUUAUUGGUAAAAAUGAUUUAUUUUAUUUUGAUUUGAUCGAAAUGUUUUUCAUGUCAUUGUUUACUUAUUUAUUUCUACUUAUUUCUGUGAGGUGAAUUGAAAUAUUGUUUUGCAAAGAUGUCUUUCACACUGAAAACUUUAAAAAGAAAAUUGUAAUGAUAAAUAAUGCGUUGAAAAAUAAAACAAUGUUAUUUGCUUAA